Messenger RNA from Penicillium riverlandense, 3231 nucleotides. RefSeq names its product ATP-dependent RNA helicase MTR4. The transcript has 3 exons. Gene Ontology annotation, biological process: maturation of 5.8S rRNA; RNA catabolic process. The record is from RefSeq and is a predicted model, not a curated record. NCBI's taxonomy places the organism in Eukaryota, Fungi, Ascomycota, Eurotiomycetes, Eurotiales, Aspergillaceae. Gene Ontology annotation, cellular component: nucleus. Gene Ontology annotation, molecular function: ATP binding; RNA helicase activity; RNA binding. The coding region runs from base 1 to 3231 and encodes 1076 amino acids.
AUGGACGAGCUCUUCGACGUCUUUGACGACAAGCCCCAGGCGGCCAAGCCUGCGGAGGGCACAUCCAAACGCCCUAAGAAGGAUAAGGAUCGGAGCAAAAAGCGUCAAGUCAACGGCGAUGUGAAGCAAAAUGCAAGCGCACCGGUAGAGGACAAAGAGGAUGUUGUCCUGUCGGAUGCGCCGGCGGCAGAGAUUGAUUCCGCGAAAUCGCCUGCAGAGAACGAGCAGCCCGAGGCAAAACGACUACGCCUCGACCAGGAACCCGCGCCCGUGGUCGCUGAUACGUUCGAAACCGAGCAGGAGCAGCAGAUCUCGGGAUCUGGGGGUCUAAUUCCGGACCAGGGGUCAAUGGUGCUAUCGCAUCAAGUACGCCAUCAAGUUGCCAUCCCUCCAAACUAUCCCUACGUGCCCAUUUCCCAGCACAAGCCACCGGCGGAGCCCGCGAAGACAUGGCCAUUUCCCCUCGACCCGUUCCAGCAAGUCGCGGUUUCUUCAAUACAGAGAGAGGAGAGUGUGCUGGUGUCGGCCCAUACUAGUGCCGGCAAAACGGUGGUCGCAGAAUACGCCAUCGCACAGAGUCUCAAGCUCAACCAGAGAGUCAUCUACACCAGUCCAAUCAAAGCGCUCAGCAACCAGAAAUACCGAGAGUUUGCUGCCGAAUUUGGAGAUGUCGGCCUGAUGACUGGUGAUGUGACGAUCAAUCCGACGGCGUCCUGUCUGGUCAUGACCACUGAAAUUCUUCGGUCCAUGUUGUACCGGGGCUCGGAGAUUAUGCGUGAAGUUGCGUGGGUGGUCUUCGAUGAGAUCCACUAUAUGCGCGACUUGAACCGUGGCGUUGUCUGGGAAGAAACGAUCAUCUUGUUGCCCGACAAGGUUCGCUACGUCUUCUUGUCUGCCACCAUCCCCAACGCCAUGCAGUUCGCCGAGUGGAUCGUGAAAACACAUGACCAACCCUGCCACGUUGUAUACACGAAUUACCGGCCGACCCCGUUGCAACAUUACUUUUUCCCCGCUGAUGGCGAGGGUAUUCAUCUAGUCGUGGAUGAAAAGGGGGUGUUUCGCGAGGAGAACUUCCAGAAAGCGAUGAGCGCCAUUGCGAACAAGAAGGGUGAUGACCCGGCCGAUGCUAUGGCCAAACGGAAAGGCAAGGGCAAGGAUAAGAAGACUAACACGGGCGGCAACAAGGGUCCAUCAGACAUUUUCAAAAUCGUGAAGAUGAUUAUGCUCAACAAGUUCAACCCGGUCAUCGUCUUCAGCUUCAGCAAACGCGAAUGCGAGGCGGGAGCCCUCAAUUUGAAAAAUUUGUCAUUCAAUGAUGACUCGGAGAAAGCGAUGGUCGUCAAGGUCUUCCACAGCGCCAUCGAGAUGCUCUCCCCAGAAGACCAGGAAUUGCCCCAGAUCCAGAACCUCCUUCCCCUUCUUCAGAAAGGCAUCGGUGUUCACCACUCGGGGCUACUUCCAAUCCUGAAGGAAACCAUCGAGAUUCUGUUCCAGGAAGGUCUCAUCAAAGUCUUGUUCGCAACUGAGACCUUUUCUAUUGGGUUGAACAUGCCUGCAAAGACUGUGGUCUUCACCAGCGUUCGCAAAUUCGAUGGAAAGAGCCAGCGCUGGGUCACACCGUCCGAGUUCAUUCAAAUGUCAGGACGCGCAGGCCGAAGAGGUCUUGAUGACCGAGGUAUUGUGAUCAUGAUGAUUGGCGAGGAGAUGGAGCCUGCUGUGGCCAAGGAGAUUGUGCGCGGUGAGCAGGAUCGGCUCAACUCGGCCUUUCAUCUGGGCUACAACAUGAUUCUCAACCUGAUGCGUGUGGAGGGCAUCUCACCGGAGUUCAUGCUUCAAAGGUGCUUCAAGCAGUUCCAGAACGCAGGGAGCGUUGUUGGUCUGGAAAAGGAGCUUCGUGAGCUGGAGGAGAAGAAGGCCAAUAUGACCAUCUCCGACGAAGGCACCAUCCGUGACUACUACGAGCUGCGAGAGCAACUUGACAAGUAUAACGACGACGUUCAGAUUGUCCUCUCCCAUCCCAAGUAUGCACUAUCUUUCCUCCAACCGGGUCGUUUGAUCCACGUCAAACACAGAGGGCUCGACUUUGGUUGGGGUGCCGUGGUCAACGUCAAGGAACGCAAGGUUCCGAAGCACUCCACCGAAACCUUUAGCCCGCAUCAGUCGCACAUCGCUGAUGUGCUGGUAAAAAUUGCUGACGGGCCGUCCGUGAGCACCAAGACCUUUGACGACAUCCCGGCAGGCAUUCGACCUGCCAAGGAGGGAGAGAAAGCCCGUAUGGAGGUUGUGCCGAUGACGAUGUCUUGUAUUGCUGGUAUUUCCCAUAUCCGGCUGCAUCUCCCGAGAGAUCUCGUUUCGGUCGACACGCGGAAUGGUAUCAGGAAACACAUAGACGAGGUGCACCGGCGGUUCCCAGACGGUAUCGCCGUCCUUGAUCCGCUUGAGGAUAUGCGGAUCGAAGAUGAUUCGUUUAAAAAGCUGCUACGGAAAAUCGAAGUCCUCGAGUCUCGUCUUCUGAGCAACCCGCUGCACAACUCUCCACGGCUGCGCGAUCUGUAUGAGCAGUAUGCCCAGAAGGUGGCGCUUGGCACGCAGAUCAAGGAGAACAAGAAGAAAAUCACGGAGGCUCAAUCGAUUUUGCAGCUGGACGAACUGAAGAACCGCAAGCGUGUGCUCCGUCGGUUUGGAUUCAUCAACGAGGCUGAGGUCGUUCAAUUGAAGGCCCGCGUUGCGUGUGAGAUCAGCACUGGCGAUGAACUGAUGCUCAGCGAGCUGUUGUUCAAUGGUUUCUUCAACAACCUCACCCCCGAGCAGCUGGCGGCGGUCAUGAGCGUGUUCGUGUUCGAGGAGAAGGUCAAAGAGGCCCCUGCCCUGACCCGAGACGAUUUGGCCAAGCCUCUUAAGGAGAUUCAGUCGCAAGCUCGGAUUAUUGCCAAGGUCUCGCAAGAGUCCAAGAUGGCCCUCAACGAAGACGAGUAUGUGCAGAGCUUCCACUGGGAACUGAUGGAAGUCAUUUUCGACUGGGCGCACGGCAAGAGCUUUGGAGAGAUCUGCAAAAUGACCGAUGUCUACGAGGGCAGCUUGAUCCGGGUUUUCCGGCGGCUGGAGGAGUGUCUGCGGCAGAUGGCCCAGGCGGCCAAGGUGAUGGGCAGCGAGGAGCUGGAGGCCAACUUCGAGUUGGCGUUGGCCAAGGUGCGGCGAGAUAUUGUUGCCGCACAGUCUCUGUACUUGUAG